UAAAAUUUCUUUUCUUUUAUUUCUGUAAUUUUCUCUCUCUUUAUUUCUUCUUCGUCGUCAAACCAGCCAUCAUAAUUCCAUCUCUCUGAAAGGCCAGGCCUCACUCGAAAAAUUCUCUUUCGACGAGUUUCCUCCAUAAUCCAUCAUCACUCUCACGCACGUAGAGAUCUCACUCUCAGUGGACUCUGCUGCUUCUUCCUUUACAGCACGUACUACAAGCCUUUAUUCUUUUUGUGCUUAGAAUAACAGUGAGAAGAAGAAUUUUCCAGGAUGUCUGCCUCUGCAAAGUCUUUGGAUCCUGCAUUUCAAGGAGUGGGUCAAAGGCUGGGCACUGAAAUCUGGAGAAUUGAAAAUUUUCAACCGGUUCCAUUGCCUAAGUCUGACUAUGGAAAAUUCUACAUGGGAGAUUGCUACAUCAUCUUGCAGACAUCAAGUGGCAGGGGAGGUGCUUAUCUGUAUGACAUACAUUUCUGGAUUGGAAAAGAUUCAAGUCAGGAUGAAGCUGGAACAGCGGCUAUUAAAACAAUUGAACUUGAUGCUGUUCUUGGAGGGCGUGCAGUGCAGCAUAGGGAAAUUCAAGGACAUGAAUCUGACAAAUUUUUAUCAUAUUUUAAACCUUGUAUUAUACCGUUAGAGGGAGGUGUUGCAUCUGGAUUCAGAAAACCUGAGGAAGAAGAGUUUGAAACACGCCUUUAUGUAUGCAAAGGAAAACGAGUUGUCAGGAUGAAGCAGGUUCCUUUUGCUCGGUCUUCACUAAAUCAUGAUGAUGUGUUUAUCCUGGACACUCAGGAUAAGAUUUAUCAAUUCAAUGGUGCAAAUUCCAAUAUACAGGAAAGGGCCAAGGCUUUGGAAGUAAUUCAAUUUUUGAAGGACAAGUAUCAUGAGGGGAAGUGCAAUGUUGCAAUUGUUGAUGAUGGUAAAUUAGACACAGAGUCCGAUUCAGGUGAAUUUUGGGUUCUCUUUGGUGGUUUUGCUCCAAUUGGCAAGAAGGUUGCUAGUGAAGAUGAUAUUGUUCCAGAAAGGACCCCUGCUAAACUUUACAGCAUUGAAGAUGGUCAAGCUAUGCUUGUAGAGGGUGAACUCUCCAAAUCCAUGUUGGAAAACAAUAAAUGUUAUCUACUGGAUCGUGGCAAUGAAAUAUAUGUUUGGGUUGGCCGGGUAACUCAAGUGGAGGAGAGAAAAGUUGCUGGUCAAGCUGUUGAGGAAUUUCUUGCUAGCCAAAAUAGGCCAAAAUCAACAAGGAUAACCAGGGUCAUCCAAGGUUAUGAGACACAUGCAUUUAAGUCAAACUUUGAUUCUUGGCCAUCAGGUUCAGCAACUUCUGGUACUGAGGAGGGAAGGGGGAAAGUAGCAGCUUUGUUGAAGCAACAAGGUGGUGUUAUCAAAGGCAUGAACAAAAGUACUCCAACAAUUGAGGAAGUCCCACCUUUGCUUGAAGGAGGUGGAAAGAUGGAGGUAUGGUGCAUUAAUGGAAGUGCCAAGACUCCCUUGCCCAACGAGGAUAUUGGGAAAUUUUACAGUGGAGACUGCUACAUUGUGCUUUAUACUUAUCACUCAGGUGAUAGGAAGGAAGAUUACUUUUUAUGUUGUUGGAUUGGCACUGAUAGCGUUGAGGAGGACCAAAAGAUGGCUGCUCGGUUGGCUAAUACAAUGUGCAACUCACUGAAGGGAAGACCUGUUCAGGGUCGGAUAUUUCAAGGUAAAGAGCCACCACAAUUUGUUGCCCUCUUUCAACCUAUGGUGGUCCUUAAGGGUGGUUUGAGCUCUGGUUACAAAAAGUACAUAGAGGACAAAGGUUUAACAGAUGAAACUUAUACAGCAGAAAGUAUUGCACUCAUUCGGAUAUCUGGAACUUCCAUUCAUAACAAUAAGGCAGUGCAAGUUGAUGCGGUGGGUACAUCAUUGAACUCUACUGAGUGUUUCCUCUUGCAAUCUGGCAAUUCCAUUUUCGCUUGGCAUGGAAAAGAAAGCACCUCCCAGCAUCAGCAAUUGGCUGCAAAAGUUGCUGAAUUUUUGAAGCCAGGUGUUUCUAUAAAACAUUCCAAAGAAGGGACAGAGAGCUCUGCUUUCUGGUUUGCACUAGGAGGGAAACAAAGUUACACCAGCAAAAAGGUUUCUGCAGAAGUCGUCAGAGAUCCUCACUUGUUUACAUUUUCGUUUAAUAAAGGAAAGUUUGAGGUUGAGGAAGUUUACAACUUCUCACAAGAUGAUCUGCUGACUGAGGAUAUUUUGCUGCUUGACACACAUGCUGAAGUGUUUGUUUGGGUUGGUCAGUCUGUAGACUCCAAAGAAAAGCAAAAUGCUUUUGAAAUUGGCCAGAAUUACAUAAACAUUGCUGCAUCUCUGGAGGGAUUGUCUCCUAAAGUUCCACUAUACAAAGUCACUGAAGGAAGUGAGCCAUGCUUCUUCACAACAUUCUUUUCAUGGGAUUCAACAAAAGCUACCGUUCAAGGAAACUCAUUCCAGAAGAAGGUGGCAUUGCUCUUUGGGGUUAGCCAUGUUGCAGAGGAUAAGUCAAACAUAAGCCAGGGGGGACAAACUCAAAGAGCUUCUGCCUUAGCUGCCUUAUCCACUGCUUUUAAUCCAUCUUCUGGGAAAUUCAAUUCGACACCAGGAAGCAAAGGUUCUGCUACAAAACCUUCAAGCGCUGGCCGGGGAUCACAAAGAGCAGCAGCAGUAGCGGCUCUUUCCUCAGUUCUUACUGCUGAAAAGAAGAGAUCACCUGAUGCUUCUCCUCCUCCAGAAACUAACCCUCCUUCUGAAUCUGGGCAGUCAGAAUCAGAUUCUCAAGAAGUUGCUGAGGUUAAGGAGGCUGAGGAAGUUGAGCUGGUAUCUGAAAGGAAUGGAGAGGAACAGACUUCACAGGCUGAUAAUGGCACUGAAUCAGUUUUAAGUACGUUCAGUUAUGAUCAACUGAAGUCCAAAUCUGAGAACCCGGUUACUGGGAUUGAUUUUAAACGAAGAGAGGCCUAUCUGUCAGACGAGGAGUUUGAGACUGUGUUUGGGAUGACAAAAGAAGCAUUUUAUAAGUUACCAAAAUGGAAGCAAGACAUGCAAAAGAAGAAAGUUUAUCUAUUCUAGGAGCUUUUUGGAGGAGUGAGUAAUCUGGUUCAUUAGCAUUCUAAUUACAAGUUGGUCUAUUUUGAUUGAUUUUGAAAGCUGCUGCUUUUUUCUAGCAUGAGAGAUUGUAGUUUUAAAAGAGAUGUGGUGAGUCCAAUUCUUUGAUUUCGUUGGCAUGUAUUUUUCUCGUUUUGUGGUUGCUUCUUUUUGACAUUUUAUUAUCUUUAAUUUUGGCUUUAAGAAAAAACAGAAAAAAGGGGGGGUGUAUAUGUAAUGCAUUUGUAUUUCAAAUAACAGUAUAAGGAAUGAAAUUUGUUGUUGUCA
Mangifera indica (mango) is the source of this 3384-nucleotide messenger RNA. Its product is annotated as villin-3. The record is from RefSeq and is a predicted model, not a curated record. Gene Ontology annotation, biological process: actin filament severing; cytoskeleton organization. The coding region runs from base 271 to 3081 and encodes 936 amino acids. Lineage: Eukaryota; Viridiplantae; Streptophyta; Magnoliopsida; Sapindales; Anacardiaceae. Gene Ontology annotation, molecular function: actin filament binding. The transcript is spliced from 25 exons.